This is a messenger RNA of Zingiber officinale, 1362 nucleotides long. RefSeq lists its product as uncharacterized. NCBI's taxonomy places the organism in Eukaryota, Viridiplantae, Streptophyta, Magnoliopsida, Zingiberales, Zingiberaceae. The coding region runs from base 298 to 1356 and encodes 352 amino acids. The record is from RefSeq and is a predicted model, not a curated record. The transcript has 3 exons.
CUCUUAUAGUUUCAUCACAAUUUUAUUAAUAUCUUUUUUAAAUCUUUGACAAGAAUGUGUGGCCUGCAGUGCAAUAAUAGUGAAACUAUAUGGUGCAUUUUGAAAAUAAAAAAAAAAUAUGGGAGGGAGAAUGAAAUUUUUUUUGGAGUUUAUAAAUAGCCAUCACACGUCAGCAACUGCUCACUCCAUCUGCACCGUCCAUCGAAAAAAUUAGAAAGCUGCAAUUUGUGAUCGAGGAGUUCAAACUUGUUCGCCCUCUCGCUUUGGCUUCUUUGGGCUUCGAGUUCGGUGGUUGUGAUGGCGACGGCCUCGGCGAAGGGCGCGCGCAACCACCAGAGAUUCUGCGCGCCGCCUCCGUCCCCGAUCGCAACAGGCAAGGGGCUGCGGUCUGCCGCCGCCGACGAUCGCGUUCUCUCCGACUUCCUCGACGUUUCGCUCCGCGUCCCCGAUCUUUCCCUCCCGCUGUCCCACUUCCCCUCGAAGUCGCCGGUUAAGGUUCCGGCAGAGGUCGAUCUUGACGCCCUAGUGUCCGGAGAUGAAUGCGCGGUCCGAGGAGUGCUCGACGCUGCCGCGGAGAUCGGGGCGGUGUGCGUGGUCGGAGGCGAGGCAUUGGGCGAGAAUGUGAGGGCCGCGAUCGAGGUGGGCAAGGGGGUAUUCGAGACUCGGGAUGGCGAGACUUCGAGGCCGGAUCUUCACAAGAAGUGGUUCGGGCGGAGGGAUGGAAUCGUGGAUGAGUUCAUUUGGUACCGAAUGCGGAGCCUGGAGAUGGAGCGGCUUCUGCAGCGGACCUGGCCUGAAUCGUAUUGGGCCCUUAGAGAUAAAAUGGAGUCUGUUGCCACAAGGCUAGAGACUAUUGCGGAGUGCAUUGCAUGCAUUCUUUCUGAGCAUGCCACAAGUCAAGCACCGUCGAAAAGAAUUCGCGAGGCUCAAUCAGCACUCUAUCUGAGAAAGCAAAAAUUGCCUUAUGGGAGAAAUAACACAAGGGAGUCGGCCCACACCAGUUCACAUCAUCGUCAUGCUUUGAAUCUCAACAUUUGUGGGGAUAACCAUGAAUUCUGCAUCCGUCAUCCAGAAGGCUCUGCGAUUAUCAUGUUGCCCGCGGGUGGCAUUCUAGUUACGAUCAGUAAAAGACUUCAGGAAUUUUACAAUGGAGAGUUUAAGAGUGCCUCAGCAGAAGCACUUUUUCAGCCAGCAGACGAUCUCUUUGCUUCAUUCUCGCUUGAAUACAUGUGCUCUCCAUUAGCUUUGUCUCAUGCACCAGACGAUGGGACCAGGACAAUUUCAUUAAGUGAUCAGUUGUUAAUGGCACUUGUUCUUAUUAUAUUGUGCCACCUCUGGACCAGUGUGUUCUCCUAGUACAUA